Daphnia magna is the source of this 1613-nucleotide messenger RNA. RefSeq lists its product as uncharacterized. NCBI's taxonomy places the organism in Eukaryota, Metazoa, Arthropoda, Branchiopoda, Diplostraca, Daphniidae. Bases 103 to 1143 code for a protein of 346 amino acids. The record is from RefSeq and is a predicted model, not a curated record. The transcript has 7 exons.
AUCAACAACAUAAAAAAAAAAAAAAAGAACAGUUAAGCUGGGCUCUACGACUGUUCUGUGGGUAUUCGUCCAGCUAUACCGGCUGAAAGCGCAUGUUCAGCAAUGAAGCUCUUGACUGUAGCGAUACCUUUCCUAGCAUCAUUUUUUAUUCAGAUUGAACAAGUAAUAUGCCAUGGGCGUUUAAUGAAUCCGCCAUCAAGAAACGCAAUGUGGAGAUUCGGUUUCCCCAAUCCAGUCGACGUAAAAGACAAUGAGCUUUGGUGCGGGGGAGUCAAGGUGCUAUGGGAUGUCAAUGGUGGCAAGUGCGGUGUUUGCGGAGAUCCGUGGAACGAGCCUCAACCCCGCCCUCACGAAAUUGGGGGUUACUUUGCAAACGGCCUGCUAGGACGGCGCUACACUCCGGGACAGGUAAUCGACAUAGAAAUUGAGCUCACUUCGAAUCACAAAGGGCACUUCGAAUUGCGACUUUGUCCAUUGCUCGGAUAUCUAACUGCAAACAAUGAAACAGACGAUUGCUUCGAAAAGUACCCACUGUAUUUAGAAGGCCAAUCCACGUAUAAAUUCCUGAUUCCAGAUGAUUCGGAGAGACACGUAGUUUUCAAGUAUCGCGUUAAACUGCCUAACCAAGUCACUUGUACACAUUGCAUAAUCCAGUGGAUUCACUAUGCCAGCCACAUUAACGGGACCUGCGAUGACGGAACUGUAAACAUUGGAUGUGGAAAACAGGAAAUUUAUCGGAACUGUGCGGAUGUAGUCAUCAUCAGCAACACAGGGGGCUUUGAACCAUUUGGACUUAUUCCAACUAUUCCGACAAGCCAAAACGUUAAUCCAUAUGCCAUUAGAUUAUGGAACAAUAACGCUCAUCAUGGCACGCACACCGAGGAAACUUUAGUUGUCCGCUCCCAGUCCUGUACUGCAGUUGGAAAAUACCGAGGGAUCAAUUACUUCGAUUCCUGGUGCAUGACUAGCUGUAUGAAGUACCCGCCCACUUGUCCGGAACACGCUUGUCAGUGCAUAGUAAGCUGUGCCCCAAAGGAAGAACUGCUAAAAAGCGAACGAGUAUCAGAGGAAUCUUUUUGUCAGCACGAUUGCUUGCUAUCGCCCUUUAGCGAGCGAUGUUCUCGAUUGUGCACAUGUUCUUAGGAGAAUCGAGUUUGCUGACUGGAGGAGAUGAAAAGUCAAAUUAACGUCUACUUUGACGCAACCAUCGAUUACCUUAGUGGAUUAGUUCUACUAUGUCGUAAAAAUUGUAACCUGAAAAUUUGCAGUGGAACACUGUUUCCAGUUGGACGAAAGACGUACCUAAAUGGCACUAUUUUGCUAUUGUUUAAAAUAAACGAUUUUUAGUGUCUAUAAGUAAGGGAAAAUUCAAAUUCAGUUAAAAUAGAACACGAAAAACAAUCACCCGUUUUUUUUAUCUCUUUGAAUUUAAAAUGCCAUAUUGCACUCGAAUCUUGAAACUGUUUUUUUUUUCUGGAGGAAACUGUACACUUGUAUACAGUGUACAGCCCCAUGCCAUGCAACGUUUGUAUCUCAUGGAUUAUAAGAAGAGUACUUCUUCAGUCGGUAUUCCGAUGAAAAUACGAGCAAUCAAAUAAAGCAGUUUACGCGCA